Messenger RNA from Biomphalaria glabrata, 1609 nucleotides. RefSeq names its product chitin deacetylase 8-like. Bases 31 to 1341 code for a protein of 436 amino acids. Lineage: Eukaryota; Metazoa; Mollusca; Gastropoda; Planorbidae. Gene Ontology annotation, molecular function: hydrolase activity, acting on carbon-nitrogen (but not peptide) bonds. Gene Ontology annotation, biological process: carbohydrate metabolic process. The record is from RefSeq and is a predicted model, not a curated record. The transcript has 7 exons.
AUUUCGUUUCGUGUGAAAUCUUGGGUGACCAUGGUAGAGGUCAGAUAUUACGUCACCCUCUCAGUACUUUCGGCAAUGUUUGUAAAGAUACAAGGCGGCCCAGGAGAAUGUUUUAACGUUACCACUAGUGAGGGCCUCAGGACACUUCUACACGGGGAGAAAGCCUGCGCCCCUUUAAACAAGGGAGAGACCGGUGCUGACUUAGGACUUCGAUAUGUCACUUGUAACUCAGGAUCUGUCACAGUCAAGGCGUGCGUACCGCCCUUUAGAUUCCACGCAAAGAAAGAGCAAUGUGCGCCUCCCGACAUUGCCAAGUGCAGUCGGAGAAACUAUUCUCUGUCCCGAAUAGCCUCCAGAAGGAAGACUCAAACACCACUAGAAGGACCUUGCUCUCCGAGAAACUGCAAUCUCCCACAAUGCUUCUGCUACGGAGCUGAGCCGAGCAUGGCUGUGGCAGACCGGCCUCAGUUUAUCAUGGUCACCUUUGAUGAUGCCGUCAGUACUUGGCUGUACGAGCAAUACUACAAGCCUAUGUUUGUAGACAAUAAGUUCCAAGUGUUCAAUCCCUCGGGAUGUCCGUUGAGAACUGCCUUCUUUGUCUCGGACAAAAACACAAACUACGACAAGGUUCUCAAGUUGUGGCAGGCUGGACACGAGAUCGUCUCCCAUACCAUCAACCACGAGCUGCCACCUGGGCACGUGGACACUGACUACCCUGACAUGGUAGCCGAGAUUGAUGGUGAGCGUCAGAGGGUUCUCAAAGUGUUAAACAACAAGGCGCUGGUUGAGUCCAUGAAAGGUUUCCGCUCCCCGUUUCUCAAGGUGGCCCAUGAUGUCCAGUACGACGUGCUCCACGAUCACAACUUCCUGUACGACACAUCAGUGACCAGCAUGGAGAUGUGGUUCGGCAAAAGUCCACUGUGGCCAUGCACGCUGGACUUUGAGCUGGGAAGAUGUAUCAAUCCGCCAUGUCCAACCAACAGUUAUCCAGGCUUAUGGGAGAUAAUCAUGAAUGCCUGGAUUGCAGACGACGGUCACCCGUGCAGUAUGGUUGAUUCCUGCCUCACUUACAAUUACAGUACAGCUAAACAAUCGGAUUGGAUAAAAAUAUUUGAUGAUAACUUCUCCUUGUUUUACAAGACAAAAGUGCCCAUGGACUAUUUCACUCACGGGUUGAUGUUUGACCUAUCCAAGACUUCAUUUCCUGCACUGGGCAAUUGGCUGCAUCGAAUGCGAAAGGACUACUCAGAUGUGUGGAUUGUCACCCCACAACAAGUGCUGCAGUGGAUGAGAAACCCGUUGACCAACGCGGAGAUGAAGGCUCAAAAAUGGGGCUGCUAGUUGAAAUCAUUAAAUUCUAAACAGACUUACUCAAUUUGUAAAAAGGGUUAAGGGUUGAAAUAGCUGCUUCUAAAGGAGACAUACAAAGAAAUGAACCUACAUCCCACGACUUUAAAAUGUAAUUAAAAUCCAAGAAAAGUUGUAUUUAAAAAGUUUGCUAAUUUAGUUUUAUUCAGAAUGUGCCAAUAAAGUUGCCCACAAAACAACAUAAAUGUCCAGAAAAAGCUAAAAUAAGAAAAUUAAAAUCUUGUACUAAAUUUCAAAAAAA